Messenger RNA from Gossypium raimondii (Peruvian cotton), 1068 nucleotides. Its product is annotated as ras-related protein RABD2a. The transcript has 8 exons. Bases 210 to 821 code for a protein of 203 amino acids. NCBI's taxonomy places the organism in Eukaryota, Viridiplantae, Streptophyta, Magnoliopsida, Malvales, Malvaceae. Gene Ontology annotation, molecular function: GTPase activity; GTP binding. The record is from RefSeq and is a predicted model, not a curated record.
AGGCUUCUGACUCCCAGCCUCUUGCGUUUGCGUGUCUUCUCAUCUCUGCUUUUUCCCCCUUUUAUCUCUCUUCUUCUUCUUCUUCUUCUUCUUACUCCAGCCGACUUUUUCCGGCAAAACGGUGUCAGAUCUUUGUGAUCUAUAGCCGGAAGUUUCAUUUCGAGUUCGACGAUCUCAUCCUUCGAUCUUUCCACUUUCUUCAGCCUACCAUGAAUCCCGAAUAUGACUAUCUUUUCAAGCUACUUCUUAUUGGAGAUUCCGGUGUUGGAAAAUCUUGCCUUCUUUUGAGAUUUGCUGAUGAUUCAUAUGUAGAAAGUUACAUAAGCACCAUUGGGGUUGAUUUUAAAAUACGCACUGUGGAGCAGGAUGGGAAGACCAUUAAACUUCAAAUUUGGGACACUGCUGGUCAAGAAAGAUUUAGGACAAUUACUAGCAGCUACUACCGUGGGGCUCAUGGCAUAAUAAUUGUUUAUGAUGUGACAGACCAAGAAAGCUUCAAUAACGUUAGGCAAUGGCUGAGUGAAAUUGAUCGCUAUGCUAGUGAUAAUGUUAACAAAAUACUGGUUGGAAACAAGUGUGAUCUUACAGCGAAUAAAGUUGUGUCAUACGAAACAGGCAAGGCACUUGCAGAUGAAGUUGGCAUACCUUUUAUGGAAACUAGUGCAAAAGAUUCAACUAAUGUGGAACAGGCUUUCAUGGCCAUGGCUGCUUCCAUCAAGGACAGAAUGGCAAGCCAACCAGCCAUGAACAAUGCAAAGCCUCCAACGGUACAAAUCCGAGGACAGCCUGUUGCACAAAAGGGUGGCUGCUGCUCUUCCUAAAAAAUGGAAUGAUGAGUUAGCAGGAAGCUCUCUCUAUUUCCUCUGCAGUGUGCUGCUGCCAGUUGCGGCACGGUGUGUAAGGUUCAAGUGUUUUCUUAACCUCAUCAGUGUUCCAAACUUAUUUCAUAUGAACAAAACCUCAGAAGUAGAGGAUAUAAUUCAUUUCUACACACUUGGUUAACGUGAAGGCUUGUACAAUGUAUUAUUGUUUGUUUGUUGAUUAAAUAAUACUAGUGUUCUUUCUCAA